AUCCAUCGCACACCGAGUUUUCUAGGGCUCUUGAAGCAGCGAAAUUUAGGACUGUUUCCUCCCGUCGCUAUCUAGGAGCGCCUUAGCCAGCAGCCCGAGCGCCAGCUUAGUCUUCUCGAAAUACGAAACGCCCCUGAUUGUACUCGUGGUUCUUUAAACCCCGGAUCGUACGUUGCCGCUUUUUAUUCGACUCAAAGCAGGUUUACCCUCUCGAAAUCGCCAACGCCUCUGGUUGCACUUGCGAUUCUUUAAACCCCGCAUCGUGCGUUGCCGUUUCAAGCCGCUCACUUGGGCCUGCGAAUGACGGGAGUCGGAGUGGCGGAGCCGGAAGCGCAGGAAGCGGGGGAGCAAUUGGGGGGAAGGGCGGAAAGGGCGGAAGACGCGGAAGCGUUGACAGGCGAUGGAGGGAGGGGAGAGGAGGGGAGUGGGGAUGAGGGGGGUGGGGGGGAGGGGAGUGGGGAGGAGGGGAGUGGGGAGGAGGGGAGUGGGGAGGAGGAGCAGGUCAGGUUUGAUUGGUUAGGUGGGUCGGGUGGGAAGGAAGGGGAUGAGGAAGAGGACGGGGAGGAUGGGGAUGAGGGGGAGGAGGGAGCAGAAGAAGAAGAAGAAAUAGAGGGCGGGGAAGCGGAGGAAGCGGAGGGAGCGGAGGAAGCGGAGGGAGCGGAGGAAGCGGAGAAAGCGGAGGAAGCGGAGGAAGCGGAGGAAGCGGAGGAAGCGGAGGAAGCGGAGGAAGCGGAGGAAGCGGAGGAAGCGGAGGAAGGGGAGGAGGAAGGAGAGGAGGGGGAGGAGGGAGAGGAGGGAGAGGAGGAGGAAGGGAAGGAGGAGGGAGAGGAGGGGGAGGAGGAGUAUAUGGUGUUGAGCGAGCAAGCCGUGAGGCAAAAGAAAUUGGACGACUAUGCGCGCUCCUUCGCCCCAAUCGUUUGGGAACCCAAAACCUCCCUCGCCUCCUCCUCCUCAUUCUCCUCCUCGACUUCCUCCUCCUCUCCAUUCUCCCUCUCCUCCCUCUCCUCCUCCCUCUUUUCCCCCUCUCUUUUCUCACACUCUCGCCGCAAAACCAAGCCCACCAAGGCAAAAAACACCCCCCUAAAACCCAGCGCCGUUGCUGACGCGGCAAAGGGUACAACCGACGUGGCAAGGGGUGCGACUGACGUGGCAAGGGGGAAGAGCACUGGGCCCAGGGGCGUCACUGUAGCAACCACUGGGUCGGCUCGGAUCGUUCUGCGAGAGGCCUCCGAACUGGGCGGCAUAAGAAGCACCACUGGGAUCCGAUUGGCUGUUGUUAGCGAGAAGGAGGGUGAAGGGGGGGAAGGGGGAGGAGGCAAGGGAGGGGAGGCAGGGAGAGGGGAGCACGGGAGGGGAGGGCCGGAGAACGGAGGAGGGGGAGGGAAAGAGAAGGGGGGAGAGAAAUGGGUGGAGGGGCAGUUACAAGUGCCUCCAAAGGACCCUCAUAAGCUGGCGCAGAUCGCCAGGAAGAACAAACCCAACACCGCUGGGCCGAAAUGGUACGAUCUUCCAGCGCCCACUGUGACUCCUGAGCUCAAGACCGAGCUGCAAUUGCUACGGAUGAGGAAUGUUCUUGACCCCAAGAGACACUAUCGAGCUGCAGACUCCAAGAAGCUUCCUACGCACUUUCAGAUCGGCACGGUGGUGGAAGGUGCCGCUGACUUCUACAGCAGCCGGCUGACUCGGAGGGAGAGGAAGCAGAGCUUUGCGGCUGAGCUGUUGCACGACGACGACCUCAAGAAAUACAGGAAGCGCAAGUUCCUGGAAAUCGCGGAGGAGAAUCAGCGCAAGGGAAGGAGGCACCUGGUGAAGAAGCAGGACCGGAAGAACCCCACGUGGGCCAGGGCAGCACCUAAAUGAUGAGGCCACCGUUUUUCAUAUCAUGCGUACUGCUAGGUUCCGGUUGUAUUGUGAGUCGACUCAAAAUAGAACCCCACGUGGGCCAGGGCAGCACCUACCGGUAAAUGAUGAGGCCACCGUUUUUCAUACCAUGCGUGCUGCUAGGUUCCUUGGCUAGGCCAUCACUUCACAGUUUGUGCCAGAGGCACCUGGUGAAGAAGCAGGACCGAAAGAACCCCACGUGGGCCAGGGCAACGCCCAAGUGAUAAGCCAC
Closterium sp. NIES-67 is the source of this 2113-nucleotide messenger RNA. Lineage: Eukaryota; Viridiplantae; Streptophyta; Zygnematophyceae; Desmidiales; Closteriaceae. The record is from the annotation of a GenBank genome assembly.